Molecule: messenger RNA, 417 nt
Organism: Puccinia triticina
Lineage: Eukaryota; Fungi; Basidiomycota; Pucciniomycetes; Pucciniales; Pucciniaceae
Exons: 4
Coding region: 1-417 (138 amino acids)
Source: RefSeq, a predicted model, not a curated record
AUGUCCUUCGACGGCACCACUGCGACUCCCUCAAGCCGCCGCCGGGCCGGAUCCGCAGACGAAGACGAAGAGCCCCGUCGCCCCGCCCAAAGACAACGGCACAACGGAUCCCCCGCCCCGCCUCAGGCCGCAUUCAACUCAUUCCUGCACUUGAACCCCACUGACCGCAAGGGUCACCACAAGGCACCAGAUGGGCUGCCAGAUGACCCCGUCGCCUUGUCACCGACUCAGCAGCUGUACGCCAAUUUCGGUGCAGCCAGUCGGAUUGAAGACUGGAACAAUGUGUGGACCCUCCUCGUGGUUCAGAAGGACCAUCUCCUCUUUGGGAUGUCCCCGCUUCUGGCCGACCUGGAUCGCGACAACUGCACCCGCCCCACCAAUGACGAGGUCAACAUCCAGGUCGGACUGAUGGCUUGA